Eruca vesicaria subsp. sativa (arugula) is the source of this 261-nucleotide messenger RNA. The record is from the annotation of a GenBank genome assembly. NCBI's taxonomy places the organism in Eukaryota, Viridiplantae, Streptophyta, Magnoliopsida, Brassicales, Brassicaceae.
AUGGGGAGGUCGUCGCCAAGAAGAGGGCAGAGAUCAAAAGAGAGUGCUGCAAAGGUUGUUGUUGCUGAGGAGGGUAAAGUGGUGAAGUUUGGAAGGAAAGAUCUUAACCCUCGUGUUGAGGAGACUUAUAAGAAGAAUGAAGAGAUUUUGGAGAGGGAGGAGGAGAGAGGCGAGGAGGAAAAGAGUGAUGACAAGGAAGCGCAAGGUACAGGUAAUGAAGAAAGCGAGGAUGAGAGUGAGGGUGGAGAAUUACAAGGGUGA